Molecule: messenger RNA, 1422 nt
Organism: Notodromas monacha
Lineage: Eukaryota; Metazoa; Arthropoda; Ostracoda; Podocopida; Cyprididae
Source: the annotation of a GenBank genome assembly
GGAGGGGUUGCUAGCUGUUGGGGUUCAGCUCAGUGCAGAAACACCCACCUGAGACCCCCAAAGGGGCUGGAAAGGACUCGGCAUUCCUGGGAAGUGCAUGUGUACACCAGUCCUACUUUCUGUGACCACUGUGGCACCCUGAUCUAUGGGUUCCACCCUGAGGGCUUCAAGUGCUCGAUCUGGCUCAAGAUCUCCGCCGCCAACAACAAGCUGACCGUGGAGAUCCUCUCGGGCAAGAACCUGAUCCCCAUGGACCCCAACGGGCUCUCGGACCCCUAUGUCAAGUGCAAGCUCAUCCCCGCGGGCCACGACGGGGCCCACAACGACUCGUGCAAGCGCAAGACCAAGACCAUCAAGGCCACUCUCAAUCCCGUGUGGAACGAGACGCUUCAUUUCGACUUGAGGGCGGAAGACAGGGACAGACGGUUACUUGUCGAGGUCUGGGACUGGGACAGGACGUCCAGGAACGACUUCAUGGGAUCCCUAUCUUUUGGCAUUUCUGAGAUUUUGAAAUCAGCUGUGGAUGGCUGGUACAAGCUCUUGACCCAGGACGAGGGCGAGUUCUACAACGUGCCAGUGCCGCCCGAGGGCACGGACUUGGGUUCCCUCAAGAGCCAGAUGCGGAAGACGUCCUUCAUGAAGGACAGACCCCCGGUCAGCCUGGCCACCAGAGAACAGCAGCACCUGCACAACAUGAACAAGAAGGACGUUAUCCGGGCCACGGACUUCAACUUCCUCAUGGUCCUUGGCAAGGGAUCCUUUGGCAAGGUGUUGUUGGCAGAAAGGAAGGGCACUGAUGAGUUGUAUGCCAUCAAGAUCCUCAAGAAGGACAUCAUCAUCCUGGAUGACGAUGUGGAGUGCACCAUGAUUGAAAAGAGGGUCCUGGCCCUGCCCAGGAAGCCGCCAUUUUUGGUCCAGCUCCACUCCUGCUUCCAGACCAUGGACCGACUCUACUUUGUCAUGGAAUAUGUGAAUGGAGGUGACCUCAUGUUCCAGAUACAGCAAUGUGGGAAAUUCAAGGAACCAGUGGCACCGCCGUUCGACGGAGAGGAUGAGGAAGAACUCUUUGCUGCCAUCACGGACCAGGCCGUGUCCUACCCCAAGGCCAUGUCCAAGGAGGCCAAGGAGGCUUGCAAGGGGCUGCUGACAAAAAGCCCUGGGAAACGAUUGGGUAACGGACCCAAGGGCGAAGAAGACGUUCGUGGACACCCAUUCUUCCGGAGGAUCGACUGGGACAAGAUCGAAGCUCGAGAAGUUCAGCCACCUUUCAAGCCUAAAAUUCUGCUGACAAAAAGCCCUGGGAAACGAUUGGGUAACGGACCCAAGGGCGAAGAAGACGUUCGUGGACACCCAUUCUUCCGGAGGAUCGACUGGGACAAGAUCGAAGCUCGAGAAGUUCAGCCACCUUUCAAGCCUAAAAUU